Scleropages formosus (Asian bonytongue) is the source of this 6040-nucleotide messenger RNA. RefSeq names its product kelch-like family member 3 (gene klhl3). Gene Ontology annotation, molecular function: protein binding. Lineage: Eukaryota; Metazoa; Chordata; Actinopteri; Osteoglossiformes; Osteoglossidae. The coding region runs from base 232 to 2064 and encodes 610 amino acids. The transcript has 16 exons. The record is from RefSeq and is a predicted model, not a curated record.
GCGGCGGCGCGGGGGAUGCUGGGAGCAGCUCGGCUUCCUCUCGCCGGACCAACCCGUGUGCGGGACGCGACGGCGCCGUAAUAAUCAUGGUGUAACCAUGGCGCGCCAGAGCCCGCCGUCGAGCUUCGCCGUUUGACGACGGGAAUCCCGACGCGGCGCUGUUCAUCGUCGAUGGCAGCGUGAGGAGACGCCGGGAACGCGCGUCCGCGGCCUGCGUGCGCGGGAACCAUCAUGGAGCGCGCGGGGUUGCUGGUGGACAUUCCUUGCUGUGCCUCCUGUGGUGCCUUGGGCAGGAUACCCAAUUUGAUGUGGAGCCAGAAGUCAAGCCCCCAGCCUCUUCUGGAUGUAGAAGAGGACGAAGGGGACUCUGUGGGGUCCGCUCAUAACCACACCCACAUGAAGAAAGCGUUCAGGCUGAUGAACGACCUGCGGAGCAGGAGGAUGCUGUGUGACGUGCUGCUGCUGGCCGAGGAUGUAGAGAUCCCCGCACACCGAGUGGUGUUGGCCUCCUGCAGCCCGUACUUCUGCGCCAUGUUUACAGGGGAUAUGAGCGAGAGUAAAGCCCACCAGGUGGAGAUCCGUGACGUGGAUGGGCAGACGCUCCGCAAGCUGGUGGAUUACAUUUACACGGCUGAGAUUGAGGUGACUGAGGACAAUGUUCAGGUGCUGCUGCCAGCUGCCAGCCUCCUGCAGCUGAUGGAUGUCCGCCAGGCAUGCUGUGAUUUCCUGCGCACCCAGCUGCACCCCACCAACUGCCUCGGCAUCCGUGCCUUUGCUGACCUACACGCCUGCACCCAGCUUUUGGGCCAAGCACACGCCUACGCGGAACAGCACUUCUCAGAAGUGAUGCUGAGUGAGGAGUUCCUAGGCCUCUCCCUGCAGCAGGUCUGCUCCCUCAUCUCCAGCGACAAGCUCACUGUGUCCACCGAGGAGAAGGUUUUCGAGGCCAUGAUCUCGUGGAUUAAAUACGAUAAGGAAGCCCGCUUGGAGCACAUGCCAAAGCUGAUGGAACACGUCCGGCUGCCCCUGCUCUCUCGUGACUACCUGGUGCAGAUCGUGGAGGAGGAGGCGCUCAUCAAGAACAACAGCACCUGCAAAGACUUCCUCAUCGAAGCCAUGAAGUACCACCUGCUGCCGGCAGACCAGCGACACCUCAUCAAGACGGACCGCACCCGGCCGCGCACUCCUGUCAGUCUCCCCAAGGUGAUGAUUGUGGUAGGUGGUCAGGCCCCUAAAGCCAUCCGCAGCGUGGAGUGCUAUGACUUCCAGGAAGACCGCUGGUACCAGGUGGCCGACCUGCCGUCCCGACGCUGUCGAGCAGGCGUGACGUUCAUGGGAGGCCGCGUCUAUGCCGUGGGGGGCUUCAAUGGCUCCCUGCGGGUGCGCACCGUGGAUGUGUACGAUGCCAUGCGGGACCAGUGGAGCCCUGUGCCCAGCAUGCAGGAGCGACGCAGCACCCUAGGAGCGGCUGUGCUGGGCGACCUGCUGUACGCCGUGGGUGGCUUUGACGGCAGCACAGGCCUGUCCUCGGUGGAGGCUUACAGCUACAAGACCAACGAGUGGACCUUUGUGGCUCCCAUGAACACGCGACGCAGCAGUGUCGGUGUUGGUGUGGUUGAUGGUAAGCUGUAUGCUGUCGGGGGCUACGAUGGGGCAUCGCGGCAGUGUUUGAGCACGGUGGAGCAGUACGACCCUAUUAGCAACCAGUGGUGCUACGUGGCUGACAUGAGCACCCGGCGCAGUGGAGCAGGGGUUGGCGUGCUCAGUGGGCAGCUCUACGCAGCGGGGGGGCAUGAUGGCCCUCUGGUCAGGAAGAGCGUGGAGGUGUAUGACCCCAGCAGCAACAGCUGGAGGCAGGUGUGCGACAUGAACAUGUGCCGGAGGAACGCUGGAGUGUGUGCCAUCAAUGGGCUACUGUAUGUGAUCGGGGGGGACGACGGCUCCUGCAAUCUGUCCUCAGUGGAGUUCUACAACCCUGCCACCGACAAGUGGAGCCUUCUCCCCACAAACAUGAGCAAUGGGCGGAGCUAUGCAGGUGUGUCAGUCAUUGACAAACCUUUAUGACAAAGGGCUAUGGGUGGCCACGCAGAAGAGCCACCCCAGGAGCGUGAAGACGUGGACAUCUGAUGGGACUUUUGGGUAGCUGCAAACACUGUGUGGACAGCCUGGACUGAGCACCCAUUUGCACAGGGUUCUCACAUGUGUUAUGGGACAUCUUUCUCACGCCAAACUUCAGUUUCUCUUCCGCUGGGACAGAUACGUUGUUGGAUGUAACCACACACACAGAUGUGGGUUAGUGGAGCACAGAAGAGGUGUAAACUGAACAUGUGACAGGAAAACAGUCCAGGGCUGAAGGACGACACUGGCCAAACAAACGCUAAAUGAGCGGGAGACGAGGUGGACGACUGACUUGCGCGCCAACAGAAACUGCUCACUUUACUACUGAUCUCAGAUGCACUGAGUCUGUCACAAUUUUUUACAUCUAGUCUCAUGUGUGGUGGGGUAGGUAGGUUGUCCCCACACGGAGGAGCAAAGAGGAACAGCAUGCACAGCGGCCCUGUGGAUGUUCACCACGCGGAAAUACCUUACGAGUAUAGCCAGGCAGGGGAGUGCAAGGUUCUGAAGGUGCAGAGGAGGUAUGUUAGCAAGCAGCCGAAAGUGACCAGGCAGAAUUAUUUUAAUAAAACCAUAAGGUAGUUUAUUUUUUGAUCUGUAAGAGGCAAUAUGAAGGAAGAAUGAUGCAUCACAACAGUGAGGAAAGAAGCAGGUGAUUAGUGUAUAAAAUAACCAAAUCUGAGGUAAUCCACCAAAUGGCACAAAAUUAGAUGACUCAAACUUUAUUAAUCACAAAGGAAAUUGCACUCAUCCCAACAUAUUUAUAUGUUAUAAGGAGUUGUGGGGAGAGAGUUCACUGGAGUCCAGAGGGACUACAGUCAUACAUCAUAACAAGGCACUGAAGAUUAUUAAUUUAGAGGUGACUGUGUCUUCCUGCUACAAAAAGACUUUUAUACUGGAGGCCCAAAACUGACCAAGGACUGGUGUUAAUAUAUGGAAUGACUAUUAAAGAUAGAAUUUUGUUAAUGCAUGAAAAUGCUGUUCUUUACCAUUUCAAGGUUUCUCACUGGUGCUAACAUUGUUUCAAUUCGGGUGUAAGGUGAGCCGGUAUUUAACAUUUGCUGUGAUAGGUCACUUGCUGCCUUUCCCAUCUUGUGAAAAAUCAAGUGAAACAGGAAGAGCUCAUUGCUAUGGAAACAAGACUAGCCCAGGAACAAGACCAUGAGCCAAUGACCUUGACCAUGAUUGGCUACUAAACAUGCCAGGGUACUAUGUGUGGUCCUUGUAUUUUGUACAUGUGAAGUUGUGCCUUAAAGCUAACAUUUAAAUCAGAGUGGAAACUUUCCAAGUCCUUAUGAAGCAGGGUUUUUAAAAAAAAAAAAAAAAAAAAAAAAAAGAGACAGCUGGGGAAAACUGGGCAGUUGGUGUGAUUCAUGUAAAUAGUGCAAUGUAGUGGGUAAGAGCUGAGAUGCACCACCGCUGGAGAACUUCAGUGAAGUUCAAGUGAAUGUGGAGACGUGCAGUAAGAGACGAACCACACGGGGGCAGUAAAGAUACACUGUUACACAGCAGUGGCAUCUCAGCAGCCUGGGGAGAAGUGUGUUCAGAGAUGGGCUGAGAGCCAGCGAGGGUGAAGUUCUCGUGAACGUGCGCACGGGACAGGACCCAACACACACCUCCAUGGCCUCCAGUUUUGUGUGCUGGACGGUGGAAAGAUGCUCAGCCCCCCCCAACUAGACACUGCCGAGUACAAAAAAGGUGUAGCCACAAAUGUGAAUUACACCGUUACUUUAUUGGCUGCAUUUCAAUAUUCUUCAUCAUUACCGACAAACUAUCAACAAGGCUACGUGGAAAAACAAGCAUUCACAAACAUUUAUAAAUACAGUUAGAUGUAAAAACAGCUACAGAUGCACAAAGUGGGGGUGCAGCGGAUAUUACGAGUCGCCUGCUCAUGCAGUCGGUCCUCGACACCUCCCCUGUCGGCCGAGGAUACGGAAACAUGCGUGGGAAGGUGUUUGGGACGUCAACAAGGUAAGUGUACGUCUUAAACGCCCGUCUGUUUGAGGCGGUUCUCAAGCACCUGCUCAGGCACAACGGUAACAAGAGCAGGAGAUGCAUCACAUGGACUCAUAACAUACAAAGUUUAAAGUGUUUCGGACCUUCCUGAACACGGCUAUAAACAUGGCCCAACAGUGUUUUGGUUCCAAAGAAAUUGUGUUCGUUUCCCCCCCAAGCAAACCCCCAAACACACACACACACAAAACACUACUUAGAAAAAGAGGAGAAGCCUCGCAGGACUUCACUAUGGUAAAACGGCAGGUACAGAUCAGCACAACAAGCCUUCGUAAAAAAUGUUCACAAACUAUACUGAAAAAUGCACAUUGAUAGCAAAGGCCGUUUUCCACUGAUAUGAUACAGGCCUCGGAGCUCAUUUAUUGCUUCGCGUUCAUGGCACAGGAACAGAAACAGUUUUGCCAUGCAAGCCCACAGCACUGGAUCUAGCUCAUGAAAAUGGCAGACGGGACGGCGCGUCCACGCGGCGCUACAAUGAAGGGGAGCGCUGGCUGGGAGCGAGCGGAUACAAAAACGAGAAUUAGAAAAUGGCCAUUAAAAAAGAAGAAACCCUUAAACCCGACACUCACAGGAAGUGUGGAAAAUGAGCCCAAAUAGCUUAACGACUGUCACCUCCAUACCUCAGAUAUUAGUGCUAGAGCCAAAGGCCCGACAAAAUGAGGGCCGCAUUCCCAGAAUGCUGUGCAAAUAACCGAUAAUGGCGCCUUUGAAGAAACAAGACCCACUUUUCAGAGCCCCUCAGAACCCAGCUGUCAGUGUGUGACACACCUUCCCACGUAGCUGUCUGCGAGGAAGUCGCCCUCCAGUCUGCCCCUUGUUCAGAUACAAGCCCCGCCCACUUCCCAAACCAACAGCCAGAGCAACUACUUCACACCAGACCCAGUCCACUGGACCGCUCACCAGGACCACAGAUGGGACAUUGCGGAAGCUGAACUUGUCUGAUGGUGGUGAGGCCAUGAGCCCCUUGGUCAACCGCACAAAGCAUGGAGCACCGAGGACCUGGAGCCUAUGAUGCAGUCACACCCCUGCGGUGGCAAUUAUGUCUGAAAUAUUGUGCGCAGAUUUCCUGUCUGGAAGGGAAAAGCUUUGAGGAACAGAGAAAACCAAAGAAGAAACUCACAAGGGACAACUGCAGCCCGGCAACAAUGUGCAGAGAACCUCUCCAGCGCCGGUCCUGCCUGCCGGGCCACAUGCAGACUCAACCCCAACAGGAAGGACCACGGAACACAGGACAGGAAGCGUGAUGAGGCUCAGCCAACGGUAGCGCGACUGCGAUUGAAUGUACAGCUCAGCACAGCUGGACACCUUCGUUCAUACAAACACGCUAACAAGAUGAGUGCGAGAACAGUAAAUCGGGGUGAUUGCAAUGGUGGCAUGGAGGGGUCAAGUGUGAAAAAGACCUCACCGAGGACGGUGAGCACAGGGCACACUGACCAAACCGAGAAGUGCAAUCCCAGAGGGCAGUGGGCAGUGGGUCAGGAACCCAACCUCUGCGCUCAAAUCCAAGUGAAAAGAAUGAAUGAGAAACAACUGGUUCCAAUGAUUAUGGUGCUCCAGAGCACCGCUCCUCCAGAUGGACCACGACAGGCAGAAACACAUCAACUGCAGUGCAGUCACUUCUUAGUGACCCAAAGUCUGAUGUCAGUUUAAAACAGGUGAUGAAAAGCAGUACACAUUUUUGUGUCCAACACAUACACUCACACAAAUUCUUCUAUAAACAAACAGAACAGAACCUCAGUUGAGAGUGAAAAAAUGUGUCUGUAGGCAAAAUGAAACCAACUCGGCGAUAUGUCGAUUGCCUUUUCUCUUGAGUGUUUGCUCUCUGGAUUAAUAUGUAUGCAAAGGGCCAUAAAACAGAAGGCCGUCCAUCCUCGUUUCUCAGUUUAAAAAGGGGGAGAGAAAAAAAAAAAAA